Molecule: messenger RNA, 6759 nt
Organism: Cladocopium goreaui
Lineage: Eukaryota; Dinophyceae; Suessiales; Symbiodiniaceae
Source: the annotation of a GenBank genome assembly
AUGCCUGCAGGCUUUAGGGCACCUGCUCCCGGCACAGUUCCCAAAGAUGAGGAGCAGAGGGAGCACCGGGACGCAGCAGAUGUGUCGCCCUCCCCUGGCCCCUCCGCUUCCACCCGGGAUGAAACUUCGGCGGAGUCGCGAGGUAGCGCUCCAUCUCCUGCAGAGGUACCCGUGCCGAUCCGGGAUGGUGAACCGAAGGUCUUGUCCUUCCAACGGUUUGACGCUGAGAAGCUCAAGACCAGCGUGCAGAAGGUGGAAGAGAUCAACAGGAUAUUUCCUGGAAAGGACAGAUUCUCUCAAGAACAGCUCAUUUCUGGAAAGGCUCGUGUGACUUCUCUGGAACGCGAGCUUGCUGAUCUCUACAUCACAGUUCGGGCCCUUCAGGUUCGAAUCAACACUGCUGAGAGUCAGGAUCAAGAGUUUGAAUUGAUUGCCUCUACGCCCAGCACUCAGUCUGGUCCCAUUGCUGCAGGUCAACCUAAGGCCAAAGCGAGCGCUCGCAGCGCUGAAGCAGUGCCGGAAGGAGCUGCCCGGAAUCAGAUUUUGAAACAAAUUGGCUUGUGGAUCAGGCGAGCUUUGGAAGGGAAUCAUCGAGGGUUGUCAGGCCGAGAAUUGCUGCCUGGUGGAUCCCGCUAUUACUUCAUUGCCCGCUCCUUCAGUGGUGAAGUUUUUGAUCCUGCUCGAGUUGUUUCUCCGUGGGCAGUUGCAGAGAGAGUUGUGAAAUAUCGUGGUGAUACUGGUGAUUCAGUGUUUGUAGGAUUGCCUAGGAUGGAGGAGGAAGUGCCUGAGACACCUGCCAGUGAUAUCGACGGUGAACCUGCAGAUCAUUCAGAGGUUUUGCGUGCAUGGGUAGGUUUGCUGAAUCCCGAGUUCGAGAGUGCGGUGGAGUUGGAAAGCGACCCGACAGAAGAUUUCCAUUUCCUUGGAGAGGAUGGCCAAAUCCUGUUGCCUUUUGCUCAGGCUUUAGUGGAGGUGGCCGACGAGAAGUUUUGUUUUGCAACUGCCACGUCGGCAGCAGAGCCAGCGGCGCCUCUUCAGAAGGAUGCAUCCAAGGGAACUGCAGCCCGUCUAGGGCAUCUGGAGAAAGCUGUGGAAGGUCAAGCUCCAGUGCCUCCAGCCACUUUGGCAGCUACGCCAAAAGCUCGAGCUUCAGGAGAUGUUGGGUCUCUGCCAGGGCUAGAUCCCGGUGUGGUGCAGUCUGCUCUUCGUGCUGGCGUUCAUCCAGACCAUCUCAAGGAGUUCUCAAGGUUGAUUGCGAGAAAGAGUGGCAAGAUCAGCAAUCUUCCAAAGCAGACCGACAAGAAGAAGGUCGACGUUUUGGGAGAGUCCGAGGACGAGUUGUUAGCAGAUGGUGGAGGAGCAGCUUCACCGACCGCUCUUGCCGAACCCGGCGAUCCUUUUGCCGCAGCCUUGGUGAAGUUGACGACGAUCGUGGAAUCGUUGUCGGACAACAGACGACGAACCAAGGACCUCGACGACAUCCUGGACGAUCCGUCUGGCUUGGACGGCGGUGCUCACAACCUUGUCAGCUCAGGCAAUCAGAGACGACAAGCCGCCGUGUUGAAAGCUCUCCAGAAAAGUCUUUUGGAAAACCCAGAGCAGAUUUACAGAAAGAUAGAAACAUUGAUGUUGGAAGACUUUGGGUCGCGGGAAGCGAUCCCGAACAAACCGCGAAUCAGAGAGCCGACCCGACAUGGAUCCUUCAGAGGCUGGUUGGAGCAUCGGUCUCGCAUUCCCAAUCUGAAUGCAACAGUUCGGACUUCAUGGGGAAUAGCUGGUGCUUUAGAUGCAUUGCGCAGUGGCAAGACCAUGGAAGCCCAAGCCAGACUUGGCUUGCUGUUGGCGUCUCUGGAUCAGGUAGCUUGCGAUCGAGGUCAAUGGAUAUUGGGUGCCGAAGUUUCGCUGGAGAUGAGUCCUCCUUUUUCAAGCUUCAGCCGUCACGUCCCUCCAGAGUUUGGAGAAAAUCCUCACAGCAGACUUCUGGAUUCCAGAUGGGUGGAUGCGAUGAUGUAUCGUGUGAAGGAGCUCGACGAUUACAGCGAGCGCCGUGCCAAGCUCGGAAAGCGCCAGUCCGCAAAAGUGAAAAUGAAAGAUUUUCUGCAUGGUGCUCCCUCUGCGAAGUCAAGUGGGGAGGCUAAUUCACAUUUCAAUGCGAAAGUACCUGGAUCGGCAGCCUCUACAGUGGAUAUCAGGGCUUGGUGGUUCAGUUGUUUUCGUGUUCUCUUGCAAGCGGAUGGCAACUUGCCAAAGUUCUUCCGCUCCUUCUUUCGAAAGCCGGUCACCUCUGGAGAUCAGAGUGCUGCUUCCUUGUGGCCUAUGCCUUUGCCCUAUCCUGCAGCGUUGAAGGCGACUGGUGGCAUAUCAGAUGUUGAGCAAGGCGACAAGGCGUUUCAACUUGCUGUGAACUUCGCCGUCCUGCUCCUGAACUGGUUGCAUCUCAGGCGUCCUGCAACUGCGCCUGCUGAAGUUUGCUUGGGACGUCCUCUGAGCAAAGUGCAGUGGAGAAGUGUAAGGGUUAUGGAACAGACUAUGGAAGCAUGUAGAACGGCCUCACCUGUGUCUGCUGUGGACAUGGGACGCACUGCUAGCAAGAUUGAAGACUUUGAGGAAGCCCUCAAUAGGCUCAAAGCUUUCAAAGAGGUUGCUGCAGAAAACUUGUUGGGUGGCUAUCAACAUGGCAGAUCAUCGAAGCAUGGUUUUGCCCCCGGGCUCCGUAAAGCCCCUGCUGGUGAGAUCUUAGGAGCUCUUACUGGCAAUGCCCCUUUGACUGCGAAGCCGAUCGUUAGCGAUCGCCUGGAAUUUCGAGGUGUGCCCGCAUUCAAUCCUUCACCUUUCUUGGAUAGCAAGGGUCGCGAGGUCUUUGAACGGCCUAUUCAAUGUGCAUUGCGUCCUGAGGAGAGUGUGGUGGAACCGCCGCCUGUGAAGAUCCAUUGCAGUCUUGGUGAAAAAAUGAAGUUGCUUCGCAAGCUUGAUGAUUGCAGCCGACUUGGGAUGGUUCCAGAGUCAGAAGUGUUGGUUGGUUAUCAAGCUGGGUUGUUUUGCGUGGGAAAGGAUUUGACCCACGACAGGUUGAUUUUUGAUUCACGGCCGUUUAAUACUCUUGAAGUACCACUAGGGCGUUGGGUUCGAGCUAUGUCCUCUGCUAUGCCAUUGUUGGAUAUUCAGUUGGAACCAGGCGAACAAUGCAGAGUCAGUGGUACAGAUUUGAGAGAUUUUUAUUACGGUUUUCUUAUCAAUGAUGAGCGGUUGGCCCGAAAUUCUUUAGUGGGACCCGUCGACCCCAAACAGUUUCGUGGAUUUAAAUGCCAUCGUCCUGAACUUGAAGACCAUCAGUUUUGUUAUUUGUGCUUGCGUACAUUGGCGAUGGGCGAUGCUCAGGCAGUCGAAUUGGCGCAGACAGCACAUCUUGGAUUGCUGGUGCAGGCUGGAUUACUGGAUGACAAAAACUUGUUGACGAUGGAUAUGAGUGUUCCACGAGAAAGAUUUUUGGGGGGCGUAGUCAUCGACGAUCUGGUAUUUUUCGAAAUUUUUCUGGCUGAUGCUCAGAAACGAGAUGUUGUUAGUAUCAGUCGUGAGAGCCUAGAUUCAGCUAUCCAUGAGUAUCAACGCGUUGGACUGUUUCCCCAUCCAAAGAAAACUUUUGUUGAAGAACCUGUUGGAGAAUUUUGGGGUUGUCAAUUUGACGGAGUCUCUGGAAGUGUUCAAGCAAAUUUGAAACGUGUAAUCCCUGUUAUUGCCGUUACAAAGAGGGUUAUUUGCAUGGGUGUUUGCACUAUUGGUUUGCUUGAGAUUUUAGUUGGAUCUUGGACAGCCAUUUGCCUGUUCAGAAGACGGCUGCUAUCCAUUUUCAAUGUAGUCUACGCAGCCGCCGACUGUGGAGAGAGACAGCGUGAACAUGUCCUGCGACUGUCUCCAGAGCUGAAAGAAGAGCUGAUGUUAUUAGCUGGCUUAGCUCCCUUAGCCGUGACGUUGCUUCGGGUGGCGAACUCUGACCAGUUAUUUUGUUCGGAUGCCUCAGAUUGGGGCAUUGGAGUGACUUCAGCUCAGUUGGGUACAGUCCUGAAGAAAGAGAUUCACCGGCAUAAGCUGAAAAAGGGAGUUUGGGCAAAGUUGCUUAGUCCUCUGCGUGCUUUGUCGCGGAUAAAAGGUACCUUGCUUGUUGAUGAUGAACUUCCUGAAGGUGCUCAGCUUGCCAGUCACCCUCUUUGGAUUGAGCUGGCGUCUGCAUUGCCUUUUAAAGAAGUCUGCCGUCAGAAGACCAGAGAGGGUCUCCAUAUUAACAUUCUAGAGCUGCGUGCAAUGUUGAGAGUUGAAAGAGAGGCUGCUUUGAGUCAGUUUCCGUUGCGGUAUUUUAGCUUAGCCGAUUCUCAAGUGGCUUUGGGUGUUUGGACAAAAGGCCGGUCUUCAUCGGUUGGUUUGAAUCAGGAACUUCAACAGUCAUUAGGCGUUCAUUUGGGAUGUGGCAUGUAUGGCAAUGCUGGUUUUAUUCCCACUGAAGUGAACAGUGCCGAUGAUCCCACCAGAGGAGCAGAAGUGCGUGGACCUCAGAAAAGCCUGCAUUCAGCGAUUGCAGGUCUUGAAGAUGGAAAGUUUGCAGAGUUUGACAAAUGGCUUGAAAAAUACGGUGCCAGUCCAUAUCAAUGCAGUGGACUUCCAGACCUUGCCGAAUUGUCUGGAGCAAGCAAAGCACCUUUGAAGCGUAAAGAAAUGAACAUAAAGAGGCAUCAGCAGUACAGGGCAGCUCAAAAAGUUCUCCGCAGGCAGAAGGGCCCCGAGCUUACUCCGACCAAGCCUAGCAGUCCAGAACCUUUGCCUAGUUCUUCUUCGUCAGCACAGCGACUCAAGUCGACUGUGGUAUUGUGUCGGGGUUCUGAGAAGGCUGACUUGGUCGAUGCUGUGAGCCUGCCCCGAUGUUCUGCGUUGAGUGCAAGAGCCUUAACCCUGCUGUCGAAGGUGCCCCGCCGACAAUUUGUUUUGCCGGUAAGCUGGAAGCGGAUCGAUGCGUGGCAGCCCACCUGUCCAGGUUUUCUGGAUCUUUAUUCUGGCAAAAAGGGCGUUGCAAAAGAGUUGGCGGAGAAAGGGAAAACUUGGGUCAUCACUUUUGAGUUGGAAGACAGUGCGGAUCAAGAUGUUUUGAUGGAAAAGAACAAGGCUUUGAUUCGGGAACUCCUGGAAUCUGGUUGCAUUCUUGGUCUGGGCAUUGCCAUCUUCUGCUCAUCUUUCAGCCGAGCAGUGCGGCCCCCUGUCAGGUCAAGUGCCGAGCCCUAUGGAUUGGCAAACCUCAGUGGGAAGAUGCUGGAGAAAGUGUUGUUGGGCAACGCUCACGCUAUCUGGGCGAGCAGUCUCAUUCAGCUUUGCCGCGAGCUGAAGAUUCAUUACUGGGUCGAAAAUCCUGACGGCAGUUUUCUCUGGUUGUUACCGGAGUUUUUACAACUGGGUUCAAAUCAGAGCGAACAAUUGUGUCGUCUGGAUUAUUGUAAUUUUGGUACAGUUUGGCGAAAGCGUACUAGAUUUUUGACCAGCUGUCAUUUGGCUGGCCAGGUUUGGUGGUGCUCCAGGGAUCACAGGCAUGUCCAUUUGAAAGGUUGGAACAAGCAGAAACAUUGUGCCUGGACUCGUUUUGCCCAAACUUAUCCAAGGGCCUUGUGCAAAAUUCUGGCGACAGCGUUGUUGAUAGACUGCGGUCUGCUGCCUAACAGGAGGCAUGUCUUACUUUCUUCCAUCAGCAGGUGUCAGCACUGCCGUAUUGGCGAAGCAAAGAACCCCGGCCCUCGGCGGGUUUUAGCUCAGCAGCGUGACGUUGAGCAGCUGAGGAAUUUCACAUUGGUAAAUGAAGGUACUGCCAGUUUAGGGAACCAAGUUUGGAAGUCCUUUCAACGUUGGCUUGCAAGUGAAUUUUCAAGUGCGGCGGUUUCCAGUUUGCAGAGGUCUGGAGAAGUACUUGGUUUACUUGUCGUUGAAUUUGGUAGGUAUCUGUAUGCCAGUGGUCAAAGCAUCUAUCUAAUGAGGCAGCUGGUGACUCAUAUACAACGAGUGGAUCCUCCUAAACGUCCUCACUUGUAUGAAGCUUGGCGUCUUAUUUCAAAAUGGGAAUCCCUUGAACCAACUGUGCAUCGCACUCCAAUGCCCUUCGUGAUCUACCGGGCUAUGGUAAGCAGUGCGCUGGCUUUUGGUUGGAGACGCGUAGCUGGAGUUAUUGUUCUGACCUUUGAAGCUAUUUGCAGACCUGGAGAGGUUCUCAAAGCCACAAGGAGUGAUCUUUUGCUUCCUUGUGACUUGAUUGCCGAAGACCCAGGCCGUAUCUUCCUCAGAAUUUCAAAUCCAAAGAGUAAGAGGAGGGGACUCGGCACCACCCAGCACGCCAAGGUUCAGAAUAUGGCAGUCGCGAACUUCUUACAAGAAAUUUUUGGUCAUCUUGAUCCUCAGCUUCCACUUUACCCAGCUUCUGCCACCACUUUCAGGAAACGAUGGAACCUGUUGUUAGAAACUCUUCACAUUCCCAUCACUGUAGGAUUAACACCUGCAUCCCUGAGAGCUGGCGGAGCAGUGAAAGCAUAUCGAUCUGAUGAUGAUAUCACCAAGUUGUUGUGGAAGAUGCGUCUAAAGAACCUUGAGACGUUGCAGCACUAUUUACAAGAAGUUGGUGCCGAAUCUGCCUUCUUGCAGCUCCCCAACAGGUCCAAGUCUGCCAUUUUGGCAGCCAGUGCAAUGUUUGAGGCCUACCUCCAGCAUUUUUCCUCUGACGGGAGCCGUGGUUAA